Messenger RNA from Anolis sagrei ordinatus, 4574 nucleotides. It is a transcript of the gene ING5, whose product is annotated as inhibitor of growth family member 5. Gene Ontology annotation, biological process: regulation of DNA-templated transcription; positive regulation of apoptotic signaling pathway. Gene Ontology annotation, cellular component: nucleus. NCBI's taxonomy places the organism in Eukaryota, Metazoa, Chordata, Lepidosauria, Squamata, Anolidae. The record is from RefSeq and is a predicted model, not a curated record. Gene Ontology annotation, molecular function: chromatin binding.
CCAAUCGGCGGCGGCACGCUCAUGACUAUGCAAAUGAGGGGCGUAGGGCCGGCCAUUGCGAAGGCGCCCGGGUGACAGCGGCGCGCGCGCGCUUUGGUUGGCCCAGGCCGGCGGUGCGCGAAAUGGCAGCGGCGGCCCUGUACCUGGAGCACUACCUGGACAGCAUCGAAAACCUUCCUUGUGAGCUGCAGAGGAACUUCCAACUUAUGCGUGAAUUGGAUCAGAGAACAGAAGACAAAAAAGCUGAAAUCGACCGUCUUGCUGCUCAAUACAUUUCAACCGUGAGGAAUCUCUCGUCGGAAGAACGGGUGGAAAUCCUGCAGAAGAUCCAGAAUGCCUAUGCAAAGUGCAAGGAGUAUAGCGAUGACAAAGUGCAGUUGGCUAUGCAGACUUAUGAGAUGGUAGAUAAACACAUUCGACGGCUAGAUGCUGACUUGGCACGAUUUGAAGCAGAUUUGAAGGACAAGCUGGAAGGCAGCGACUUUGAAAACCCCGUAACACAAAAUUUGAAAAAGGGGAGGAUUCCAAAGGAAAAGAAAAGCUCCCGAGGCCGAGGCCGGAGAACAUCUGAGGAAGAGGCUCCAGUGAAAAAGAAACCAAAACGAAGGUCCGAAUUAGCUGAUACCAUCCUGUCAGUUCAUCCUUCGGAUGUCCUGGACAUGCCAGUGGACCCAAACGAACCCACCUAUUGCCUGUGCCACCAAGUAUCCUAUGGAGAAAUGAUUGGCUGCGACAAUCCUGAUUGUCCAAUCGAAUGGUUUCAUUUUGCUUGCGUGGACCUUACAACAAAACCCAAAGGGAAAUGGUUUUGUCCUCGCUGUGCUCAGGAGAAGAAGAAGAAGUAGAAGAAGAAGAAGAAGAGAAUGUAUUGUCUAAAAAAAGACGUUUCAUAUAUUCAUACCCGUUGCAAUAUUUUAUCUCUUUUUUUUUUCACUGACCUAUGUGUUUGAUCUGGUAUUUAUCAGUGGCCAGUUGUCGUUCUCUUUAUCACAGAGGGAGCCAUCCUAAUUGGGAAUAAGAGGAAGUUUGUGGGUGAUGUUUACCCAGGUUACGUUUCCAUGGCACUGUGAUCAAUGUUAUGAAGUAGCCCUGCACUGGAAUUUUUGUUCCCAUAACUGACGUCUGUGAAAUUGCCUAUGGCCUUGCAUGUGAAGGUGAUAUCAUUUGUGGUUAUCAAAUGUGUAUUCACUGCACCGCACAAUAUUUAUGAAGGAACUUAAAGUCUAAUUGUUACUUUUCCUAAACUAUAUUCAGUUUUGAAAAGGAGGGGAUUCUAUUUUUUUAAUAUGCAGUUCUGCCCUUUUAGAGGCAAGUUGCAAAAGGAACGAAAGCUUUCUUGGAAAGGCAAAAGGAAAGUAAUUACAUUAUUUUGUUAAGGUCUAUUCCAUGUUGGGGAGUUUUACACCUGCUCUAAUUGUUUCUGAUCUGUGCGCUAUUUUCUCUGGACUUCAUUCUGGUCUUGAUUUGAUACAAUAAAGACACAAGGAGUUCUGAAGAUGGGAGAGGAAUUCAGUAAAGUCUGAUUCACUCAUGAAACAUCCGUUAUUUUUUUCCCCAGUAUUUAUUCAGUAGUUAUUGCUGAAUGCCAAUAAUCUAUUAGUUUUAAUGUUUAAGGAAUAAGUAACCAGUCAAACUAGCUUUAAAAAGUCUCCAAUUUUAAGGAAGUAAAGAUUGCUGUGCCUGCAUAAAGCCAAGCUAUCUGGUAUAUUUGGUACCAUCUUUUACAGAAGCUUAACUGACAUGAAACAUCUUUGCUCUGAGUCUGGUAUAAAAAAGGACCUCAGAUUAUAGGCAGACAAUAAACUGGAAAGUUUAAAGAGGCAUGAUAUAGCCAUCAUUGUUUGUAUAAUGCGUACUUUAGUCUCCUAUCUGGUAAUACAGUAUUUGCCAGCUUCAAAAACUAAAUUUUCAUUGGAUAGCAUAGGGUUUUUUUUUGUAUCAGAAGCGACUUGAGUCGCUUCUGCUGUGAGAGAAUAGGCUGUCUGCAAGAACGUUGCCCAGUGGACACCCGGAUGUAUUAUCAUCCUGUGGGAGGCUUCUCUUAUGUCCCCUCAUGGAAGCUGGAGCUGACAGAUGGGAGCUCACCCUGCCCCCCAGAUUUGAACCAUCGACCUUUUGGCCAGCAGUUCAGUUUGCACAAGGGUUUAACCUAUUGUGCCACCAGGUACAAAAAAAGAAAGAUGCAACAUCUCUAUAUCCUAGAUAACAAUGAUUUUCUGCAUGUUACUUUAAUAUUUCAUCUGUUUCCAAAUUCAUAUGGGGAAAGAAAUUCAGGUCAAAAAAAUUGCCAGUUACUAUUUCUCUAUUUGUUUUGUGAAGUGAGGUUUUUCUUUGUAAAAAAAUCCCAAAUUAUAACAUACAUAGUUAUGCUGUCUGUUAUAAAAAUGUGGAAUUUAUUAGGAAUAUCUUAAUCAAUGAUGGCUUCUGCACUCUUGAAGCAACCGGUACUCCAUAAUGGCUGCAGCAUCACUUUGAAUCUUGCUUUCAUUCUGGAAAAUAAAGGGAAGACAAAUAUAUAUAUAUAUCGUAAUCAGCAAUUCUAGCUUUAAAGGAAGGGGAAAUAACUUGAUUUACUUCUUGUUAGGAAAUAAGUUCUAACUGCUUAUUUCACACUCCACUUUUGCAUAUUGUUUAGUAAGCAUAGGGCAAGGAACCUCUUCCAUUCCAGAUGUUUUAGAUUUCAGCUGCCAUAAACCCCAGUGGUCAGUGAUCAUGAGAAUUAUAAUUCUAAAACAUCUGGAGGAAGGACCCCAUGCUUGUUGAAGGAAAUAAUUGCAUUUAAUGACAGUGUUCUUUUUAUCACUUUGGAUUUCUUGUUACUGCAUUCAUUUUUCAAUGUUUAUACCAGUCUUGGGCAAACUUGGGCCCUCCAGGUGUUUUGAACUUCCAACUCCCACAAUUCGGAAUUGUGGGAGUUGAAGUCCAAAAUACUUGGAGGGCCCAAGUUUGCCCAAGACUGGUUUAUAUGCACAUUUUCAUUGCAGAGAGGAAAGGAAUAAUGCCUGGAGGGAAAUAAUUUGCAAUUCUCGUGUCCUUUGGUCACAAUUUUCUGCCAGAGUGUUGCAUUACUGCCUUUUGUUGUUGUUUUGCUAUUCAGAGGAGCAAGUGUUCAUUCUGAAGUAGUUGUCCUUCUCAAUAAUGUAUGGAUCAGUUUCAAAGGGAGGCAUUAGACCAGUGGUUCUCAACCUGGGGUCCCAAGAUGUUUUUGGCCUCCAACUUCCAGAAAUCCCAGCCAGUUUACCAGCUGUUGGAUUUCUGGGAGUUGAAGGCCAAAAACAUCUGAGGACCCCAGAUUGGGAACCACUGCAUUAAACUUUUCCCAAAUUGGAUUGAGGAAGCAUUUUCAUUUUCAGUGUGAGAAGACUUAUCUCUUAAUGUAAAGUAAGUCUGCAGUCACUGUGGUCUGUUUAGCCAAAUAUGGCCUCCCAAGCUCUACAGUUCGCCAGAUGCUUGACAAUCCUUUUAGUUUGUGCAAUCCCAUGCAAACAGAUGGGGAAAAUAUUAACUGAGGACCUGGUAGCUUUAUCAAGUAACCAUACAUUGUGGCUGGCCUAUAGAUUGUGCUGGUAUGUCGUGAAAUUUAUACCGAGCAUUGAUGAUUUAAUAAUUCAGGAAUUAACGAGUAAUGCCUUUCUGGAUCGUAAAAUGAGAUGGGAUUAGUUUUUACUACAUUUUUUAUGAUCUAGUUCCCCUUCUUUUCAAUUGCUGUGUUAAGAUAACAGAGGACUAGUGUUUAUAUAAAUCUUGAAAUCCUUUGAGACGUGUUUUUUGCAUAGAUAGUGCUGGCAUAUAGGUACUGGAGUUAACUAAACUGUUAACUUUAUUUUAAAAUAGGAUUGAAAUCAUGUACGAUUCCAAAGAAUUAAGAGGAUUUCUCCCCCUUCUUUAAGAUGGAGACACCAGAACUGUAGUGAAGCUACUGUUUUUGGAAUAUAGUCUUGGACUGAGCAAUAAAGGUGUUCCUUGUAAAUCAGUGUUUCUCAACCUGUGGGUCCCCAGAUGUUUUGGCCUACAACUCCCAGAAAUCCUAGCCAGUUUACUAGCUGUUAGGAUUUCUGGGAGUUGAAGGCCAAAACACCUGGAGAUCCACAGGUUGAGAACCACUGAGUAAAUGCUGCCAUCUUGGGAGGAAAAAGCCACCAAAUUGAUUGUUUUAUCAAAUAGAUAAUUUUGGUCAGGAUUGUACCAUUGAUACAGACUACAAGUAUCUGUCCUCUUGAUCCUGACCUGCGGAGAAUGUAUUCUCUUGAAUGUUGAAUGUAUCUGUCCCACGAUUGUUCCUUUUGAUGGUCCGGAGUUGAGCACAGGAGGGGAAAUUGAAAUAGCGCCCCUCUCUCUCUGAAACAUAACUUUAACCUAUUUUGUGGUAGUCAUCUUUUUUCCUCAUAGUUUCUCACUAAGUAAACAAAUGUCGCCGCCUAAACUUCCUUGUCAAGGAAUGUAUGUUUCCUUUGUAAAUCGAAAAGAAUAUUCGAGAUCUUUUUAUUAAAAUGUGAAAAUGUAUAUCUGUAUUUUUGAUCAUGUUAUAGAUAUGAUAGGUAUAUUGUUAUAAAUAAAGUAUUUUUGGGAACAAA